AACACUGGCGGCAACCAAAACAAAGAGGCGCCGCUGAUGACGCUUGGCCACGGCUCCUCAACAGUACCCGCAGACCUCCUCUAACACGUGACCCAGCAGCUGACUAAAUCACUGAAGAAGGAGAAGAGGAAGAGGAAGUCACACACACACACACACCCUUCACCGCCUCCACCAUGGUAUACCUGCACUUCCCCAGCAAUCUCACGGAGGAGGAACAGAUGCUUCAGGCCAAGUACCAGAAGCUGCGGCGAAAGAAAAAAGCUCUCCAUGCCCUCAAAGCCCCCAAACAAGAGCCAGAGCCGCUUGUGCCCCUCAAGCGUCCAAUGGAAGCCAAGGAUGCUAAGGAGAUGGCCAAGAAACUCAUCAAGUCAGGCGCCAUUAAGGUUCCUGAGAGGCCACAGGCAGCCACCGAAAAGACCACAUUCAAACGGUCAAUGGGUCUUGAGAGAAAGUUAUCAGCGGCUGACAAGGCUCCAUCUGGCUACCAACCCUUCUCUACAACCCACCCAGAGGAAGAAAUCCACGAGUCCAGGGUCAAAGUAAAGCAAAACCUGUAUGACAGUUUUGUGACAGCGCGGGAUCGAGAAGAGCGCGGCGACUUUGCCAGAGAUGGUCGAGGAUCUGACGGCAAGCCCAGACAGGGACACACCAUCUAUGUUUACGGCUACCACAUAUCAGAGGAGGUUCUCAAGAAGGCUUUCUCCACUUUUGGGAACAUUGUCAAUGUCAAUAUGGAGAUUGAAAAAAAUUGUGGCUUUGUUACAUUCGACAAGGUUGAAUCUGCAGAGAAGGCCAUAGCUGAUAUGAAUGGCAGCAUGGUGUCCGGCAUUCAGCUCAAAGUAUCACUGGCUCGCCGGCAGCCCGUCAUUGACCCCAUCAAUGAUGCUUCCUCAUCAGCGACCUGGUCCACCAUUGCUGCAAGUCACUCCCAGAAGGGCUCACACAAGGACAAGAGGGAUUUGGUGACAUAUGAUGAUGACUUUUUCUAGGCGGCUGCUGCUGCUGCUGCACCACAGUAUGCACACCCCAAAUUGAGCAAAAGUAACGUUUAACUCUGCCCCAGGACACGUGCCUGCCUCAGUUAUCAAUGCAGCAAGGUAUAUCAAGGUGGCAUGGCAGUAAGCCACCACCUCGAAUGAUAUUGCCUUAAUCAAGGUAAAUGGUCAAAGCUGUAUUUUUUCUAUUGCUGUAUGGCACAUUUCUUUCAUUUUACUGAAAAGAAUUAACAAAAAGUUUUGUACAAGAAUGGACAGCUGCACUAAGUCUGUGUCUUCACAGUCUAUGAUGCGCCAAAGUUUAGAUGAGUUCUGAGAUCCUCAUUGUCUAUGUUACACAGAAAAAUAAAUAAAUAAAUAAAAGUUUAAAAUGGUGAUUAUGAUAAUGACCCAUUCAUUAGCUAAAGCACAUUUAGUAUCAAAAGCAGCAAACUCUUGUAAUGUGUUAAUUUUGACACAACACUGCAAGCUCUUAGUAGUGUAAAAGUAUCGCACAGGGUUUAAUUUGGGAUCCCAAAUGGAAAUGUAAGGAUAAUGGGAUAUUCAAGAGAGCAAUGCUACGGGCCUAAGGGUAACCAAAGUGGAAACUGCUAUCAGCUGAAGAUGUUGCUCACCACCCUUAUAGUGUGUUGGAUUCGUUAUUCCAAAUAUAGUUUUUUAUUUCAAAAAUAAAGGAAUACAUAUGAAAAACUAUUCCAUAGUAAAACUAAGAAAAUUUCAAUAGAAGGUAUUUACCAAGGAGUCUCCAUGGUGUGACUAUGGAGCAACAAGGGCAGUCACAGGCAAUGCUCCAGUGUGGGUUGGGGCCAGUGCAGGCUGACCAGCACACGAUAUGAAGUAGCAUCCUGUCCUGAGAAUCCCAACAGCAGGCCAUAAUUUUCUGGCUCAACAUUCCUGCUUCAGUAUCUCACUUUUUUUAUGGAUUUUGUUGAAAUUUUUCACAUUUUUUUGUCAGUGAAUGAAUAUUUAGUAAUUCAAGUUUCUCUUCAGUCCCAAACCAAUAAAUCUCAUUGAAAUAACGCCCCCAUAGAGCAUGAAAUCCAUUUAGAAUGAGUUCCAUCAGUACUAAUCUCAUUGCAGGCCUUGAGUCUACUGUAAUGGUUUACAAUAUGUUUCUCAUAAUGUUCCUCAUAAUAUAUAAAUGUUUCCAUUGAUAGCAUGAGGUGAUGAUUGAAAUAAAUAAAAAGAAAAUAUGUCAG
Eriocheir sinensis (Chinese mitten crab) is the source of this 2194-nucleotide messenger RNA. It is a transcript of the gene Nelf-E, whose product is annotated as negative elongation factor E-like. Bases 174 to 989 code for a protein of 271 amino acids. Gene Ontology annotation, molecular function: RNA binding. The record is from RefSeq and is a predicted model, not a curated record. Gene Ontology annotation, biological process: negative regulation of transcription elongation by RNA polymerase II. Lineage: Eukaryota; Metazoa; Arthropoda; Malacostraca; Decapoda; Varunidae. Gene Ontology annotation, cellular component: NELF complex. The transcript has 7 exons.